UUGGCGCGAAAUAUGCCCAAUGCCACACCCUCAACUGUCAAUCAACGCCAAGCCGUUGAUUCUUCCACGCCAUACAAACCACGCAAAAAUUUUCCUUCUCUUUUAAAAUCGCUUUUUUUUUUUUUUUUUUUUCCCUUCUCUCUCGAGAAGUUCUCGAUUCUAAUCGAGCACCUCCUUUCAUGAUGAUAUGCCAAGUUCCCGAAGCUGGUACUGUUGGGCAGCAUAUGGAACUGCCAACAAAGGAAAUAGCAUCAAUUGACAUCAAAGCUUCUGAAAGUAAACGGGUGCAAUAUUCUUCAAAGCAUAUUAGAAAUCUACCUCCGGAUUCUGUAACUGACUUCAAGUGGAAGAAUUACUGUGCUUCACUUUUCAGACUUCUACACGAGCUCCAAAAUGUUGAUCAUGAUGGCUACAUGCUCUCAAUUUGUAGCGAUGAGAUAUUAAGGAAGGUUUCUUCAAAGAAAGCCGGUUGCCUGUUUCUUUUGUCCAAGGACGAAAGAUAUAUGAUAAAAAUCCUUAAAAAGUCUGAAAUUAAGGUGAUCCGUGACAUGCUUCCAAACUAUUAUUGUCACAUUAAGAACUAUCCUGGUUCACUUUUGCCAAAGUUGUAUGGGGCUCAUGUUGUGAAGCCUUUUGGAGGUUUUAAGGUAAGUGAACACUAUAAUAUUUUGAAAUUGGCAUUUUUAAGUACAGAACGCAUUAACCUUGUGCACAAUGGAUAUAAAUCAGCCAAGCAAUAA
Messenger RNA from Carica papaya (papaya), 740 nucleotides. The record is from RefSeq and is a predicted model, not a curated record. Lineage: Eukaryota; Viridiplantae; Streptophyta; Magnoliopsida; Brassicales; Caricaceae.